CAUGCCCACUCUGCAGCACCUUGUGCUCCCGAUGGACGGCAGUCAGGAGGAGCUACAGACGCCUCCACUUCCCAUAAAUCCGCCGCCUAAGGUGCUGGCCAAUGGAGUGGUGUACGGCUUCCGCACCCGGCACUUGUCCUGCAUCGAGGAGAACGACUCGGACUCGCUGCACGGAUCGUCCAUUCCACACGCCUACGACAUGAUGCAGCAGGCGGACGAGACGUUCCAGAAGUUGAAUGCCAAUGAGGAACAGGACGAAGAAUCGGAAAGUGGGGAGGAGGGCCUGGAGAAUCUGGACGACACGAUUGCCAUGAUCGAUGAGUCUCGGCUUUUGGAGGCCGAUUACCUGGACGAGCUGGUGGCCGAGGAGCAGGUGCAGGAGCAGGAGGACGAGGAGGAGUCCUCGGAUCUGGUGGACUCCGGCAACGUGGAGGAGGACUUCUGGCAGCCGAGCUUCAACCGCAACGACAUCAUGAUGACCUCCGUUUAUGGAGCCCUCAAUGGUUCCCUGACCAGCGAGGUGUCUUCGACUGCCCCACCGGGUUAUUCCGAGUGCACUACGCCCAAAAAGGAGAUGGAGCCCGUUUAUGCCACGCCGGAGAAACGAAGAGCCAGCAAUCGGAGUUUCGACUCCACCUGCGCCUCACUUACCAGUUCCUUGUAUGGCGGAUCCAUGAACUCCUCGCUGGAUCUCAAGUACGCAUCCUUGGGCGGCGGAGAUUCGGGCAGCGGGGGAAUCAGUGGGACCAGCACCUUAAGAGGAACCUCAGUGCCUCCCAUGGACAUAUCCAUGAUGUCCAGCGAUGGGGUGAGUGCCCUCGACUGGGGAUCGGCCAGUGUCAGCUGUGUGUUGGACUCCGGCGAUGGGAAUCCCGCCGAGGAGCUCAACGAGGAAAUGGCCGCCAAGUGCCUGAGUGCCGCAGAAAGUGAUCUCCAGUCCAUUCGACGUCUCCUGGAACACGAUGCCAGUGGAUCCGUGUGCCCCUCCUGCCGCAUAUCCUUCGACAAGGGCAAGAGACGGAAACUGAUCGACACCUGUGGCCACGAGCGCUGCUAUUCCUGCAUGUUCCGCAACGACCAGUGCCCCAUGUGCAUGAACAGCUCGCUGAGAGAUGUUGAUGGCGCCAAUGCUCAGGGCUACGACACCGGAAUCGGUGGAUCCACAUCGACGAUUGUGAGUCCUCUUGGAUCCCCGCAGCCGCAGCUCAGAUCGCAUGCCCAAAGGAACGCGGCUCUGGCGCGCUAUAUGCAGCAGCACCGCCAGGAGUCGCAGUCACCGGACUACCACCACCGCUAUGCGAGCAAUGGCAAGCUGCCCCGGGCUGUGGCCUCUACCAAUGGCAAUGCAUUCUCCACCGGCACCACGCAAACGGUCACCGUGGAUGUGCACCACCUGAGCGGAGGAGCCGUGGCCUCCGCCGCCAAGCAGCUGAUGGCCCACGGCAACGGCAUCAGUGGCCACAGUCGCAGCAGCAGCCUGAGCCACAACAUCCAUGCGUCGGCCUACAGCGAACUGAGUGCCGCACCACCGGCCUUUGCCACUCCGCCCACGCGUAGGCGGUUCUUCAACCACAAGAAUCUGCGCAGUGCCCUCACUGGAGGAGGUAAUGGAGGGUCUGGUGGAGGAUCAGGAGGAGGAGGAGGAGGAGCUGGCGGAGUGGGCGGCGGCCAUCGACGCACUGCCUCCAAUGGGGGCUGUCCCAUUGACACGGCAUCAAUCCUAUCCGGCGAUCAUCCUCAUCAGCAUCAUCACCAUGGUAGCCAGAAUGUGGGCAAGGAAUCGAAUGCCCUGAACACAUCGACCUGCUCGGAUUCGGCGGUCACAAGAAGGCGUCGCAAGAAUGUGAGCAAUCACAACCUGAAGACCUCGGCUCGCCAUGGAGCCAGCAGCGAAAAUCGCCUGAACAGGCUCAGUUUGGCCGGAACAUCCGUUUACGCCGGUCAUUUGUCCUCACUGGUCUUCGGCAAGAUCAAGUCCCUGUGGAGCGUCAACUCCUCCAACUCGAGUGAGGCGGGACUGAACCAACUAGCAGGAAGCGACGCCCUGGACCACCAUGCCUCGCUCCUGAACGACAAGCUGCAGAAGGACCAGCUGCACGCCCGCCUCGGCCUGCUGCUCAACGAUCCCGGCAGCAAUGGCAACAGCAGCUCCAGCGGCAGUGGCUGCGAGCCCAUCUCGGCCCACUCCACGACCAGCACCACCAGCAGCAGCGGCGUGGGAGCGGCCAGCACCACCACGAGCGGCUCCUCGCAGAACGUCAGUCCGGAGCAGACGCUGGCCAGCGGCGGCGGGCUGCUCAGUGGCAGCCAACUGUCGGUGGCCACCAGUCACGGGGUCAAGGAGGAUGCACUGAGUCUGUGUGGCAAGUUCAAGGCCGGCUGCUCCAUGCUGCACGUUUACGAGGCGCUGCCGAGCAAGAGUCGCAAGGCAAAUGCCCGGAGAUCGGCACGUGGUCAGCAGGCAUCCGGCUCCAGCUCCUCCUCGGCAGCAGUAGCAGGUAUCCAGGGAUCCAGGGUGACAGCCUCCACGCUGGCAGCGGUUCAGUUGGCCCUCAAGCCGCUGUUUUUCGAGGUGCCGCUGCAGGAGCCGGAUCCGCCGUACGUGGGUCGCCAGUGGCUGGUGCAGCAGCUGUCCAACAUCCUGCUCGGCACGGAGACGCGGGUGGUGCUGAUCAAUGGACAGCCGGGCACCGGCAAGACCGCCUUCUGCCUGCAGCUGGUGGAGUACUCCUGCUUCGGCCGCCGGCAGAUGCAGGACGAUCCCGAUGGCAUCUACAGCCAGCUGCAGCUGGGCGCCCACUGUGAACGCAUGCGGGGAUUGGCCUCCCACAUGGUGGGCUACCACUUCUGCCAGGCGGACGCCAAUCUCACCUGCCAGGUGCCGGACUUCGUGCACUCCCUGGCCGCCCAGCUGUGCCAGGCCCCCCAGCUGACCGCCUACAGGGACUACCUGCUGUCGGAGCCGCACCUCCAGGACAUCCUCAGUGUGCGCGAGUGCAUCGCGGAUGCGGAGCGGGUGAUGAAGCUGGCCAUACUGGAGCCACUGGCCCAGCUGCAUCGGGCGGGCAAGAUUCCCGCCAAGGUGGCCGUCAUCCUGGUGGAUGCCCUGUGCGAGGCGGAGUACCAUCGUCCUGAUCACGGCCACACCAUAGCCAGCUUCCUGGCCCAGCUGACACCGCACUUCCCGGCCUGGCUGAAACUGGUGGCCACCGUGCGGACACAGAUGCUGGAGCUGGUCAAGGCGCCCAGCUACACGCAGCUCACGCUGGACAGCUGGGGUCAGGCGCUGCAGCAGGACAUGCUGGACUACAUUGGCGCCCGACUGGCCGACAGCCCCGAGAUCCGGCUGAAUAUCGGCGGAGGAGGAGGAGGAGGUGGAGGUGGCGGUGGAAGCCAGGCGGGCGGCCAGCCGCAGACGAAGUUCGUCUCGCACCUGCAGUCCCUGAGCAGGGGCUCCAUGCUGUACGCCAAGCUCAUCCUGGAUCUCAUUGCCCGCGGCCAGCUGGUCAUCAAGUCGUCCAGCUACAAGGUGCUGCCCGUGUCCCUGGCCCAGAUCUUCCUGCUGCACUUCAACCUGCGCUUUCCCACCGCCCGCAGCUUCGAGCAGGCCGCCCCAAUCCUCAACGUCUGUUUGGCCGCCCUGUAUCCUCUGACGCUGGACGAGAUCUACUACAGCAUGGAGGCCCUGGGCCACGGGCGCGAGUCGCUCAGCUGGCCGGACUUCAUGCAGCGCUUUAAGCUGCUGGAUGGGUUCCUCAUCAAGCGGCUGGACAACACGUACAUGUUCUUUCACAGCUCCCUGCGGGAGUGGCUGAUGCGGCGCGACGAGGGCGAGUCCAACAAGUUCCUCUGCGACGCUCGGCUGGGACAUGCGGCCAUCGCCUUCCGGCUGUCCCGCCUGCAGGCUCCGUUGUCGCCGCAGCUCACCCUGGAACUGGGACACCACAUGCUCAAGGCGCACUUGUACGGCGGCACCAGUCUGACCCUGCUCUCGCCAAGGGAUCUGCAAUCGUAUUGGCUGGCUGGCGCGGCGGACAACAUCUCCUCGUCGCUGGGCGCCCUGCGCAAUGUAUACAGUCCGAACUUGAAGGUUUCCCGGCUGGUCCUACUGGCAGGAGCUUCGCCAAAUCACCGCACUGACUACAUGGGCGGAGCUCCCAUCCUCUGCAUUGCUGCGCACGAGGGCAUCCUGCCCAUGGUCAGCUUGCUGCUGGAAUUCGGCGCCGAUGUGGGUCUGACCAACAGCCAGGGCUGUACUCCGCUCAUCCUGGCCGCCAUGCGUGGCCACUGCGACGUAGUGCGUCCGCUGGUGGCCGCCGGCAGCAGCCUCGGUCAGCUGGACAUCACGCAGCGCUGUGCCCUCGUUCAUGCCGCCCGGAUGGGUCACCUCAGUGUGGUCAAGUACCUGCUGGCCUGCGACUGGUCGCCGCGGCCCCAAUCGCAGGAUGUCACCAGAUCGGUGGCCCUGCAACAGGCACUGAUUGGAGCCGCCGCGCAGGCGCACUGCAAGAUCCUGGAGGAUCUGCUGGACCUUAACGAGAGCGAGUUCGACCUGGACGUGAACGGCAUGGAGCCGAGCAGUGGCGAACUGGCGCUGACCGCCGCCGCCCGUCACGGAUGCGUCGAUGUGGUGGCCAUCCUGCUGUCGCGCGGCGCCCAGAUCGACGCCCGGAAUCGCCAGGGAUACUCCGCGCUCUGGCUGGCCGUCAAGGAGGGUCACUGGAGCGUGGUGGAGCACCUGCUGCAGCGGGGCGCUCUGCUGGACGAGCCGCUGGGCCAGACGCGCAAGACGCCGCUGAUGAUUGCAGCGGAGGAAGGCCACCUGGAGCUGGUGGACCUGCUGCUGGCACGGGGAGCGGCCCGGGAGGCGCAAGAUCACGAGGGCUUCACGGCCCUCAGCUGGGCCUGCUUGCGGGGCCACUUGGCGGCGGCCAGGACGCUCAUUGAACAUGGCUGCAAUCGGCAUCACGAGGACCACAACGGACGCACCGCCCUGGAUUUGGCCGCCUAUCAGGGAGCCGCCAGCCUGGUGCUCUACAUCCUCGAGCAGGGCGGCAACCUGGAGCACAUCGAUGUGCAUGGCAUGAGGCCGCUGGAUCGCGCCAUCGCCUGCCGGAACAUCCAGGCCGUGCAGGUGUUCCUGCGCAAGGGGGCCAAGCUGGGACCCACCACGUGGAGCAUGGCCAUGGGCAAGCCGGAGAUCCUGGUGGUGCUGCUCAACAAGCUGCUGGAGGACGGCAAUGUGCUCUAUCGCAAGAACCGCUUCCAGGAGGCCGCCCAUCGGUACCAGUACGCCCUGCGCAAGAUCUCCGGACUGGAGCAGCUGCUCGAGAGGAAUGCCAUCUUCGCCCAGCUGCGGACCAAUCUGCUGCUGAAUCUGUCGCGCUGCAAGCGAAAACUUAAUGAACUUGACGCCUCCAUAGAUUUGGCCACGCAGGCGAUUGCCCAGAAGCCGCACAGCUACGAGGGAUACUAUGCGCGGGCAAAGGCGCGCAUGGAGCUGGGAGCACUGAACGAGGCACUGGUGGACGCCAACGAGGCGAUGCAGCAGGCCGCCCAGAGCGGCGUCCUCUGCGAGGUGGUCGAGGUGCUGAAGCGCAUCCAGACCGAGCUGCUCACCCGGAUCACCAUCAGCAGCGAGGAUCAGUCCGGCAGGAUGCCCAGCGGCAUCGGCGGCGGGGCUUCCGCCGUUUACGAAUCUCACCACGAGAUCACCGAUCUGUAAAUGUCGAUUGUUGUUGUGUAGUGUAGUGUUGUACUCGUCGUAUCGCCUGCGAAUUAAUCGCUAUUCUAU
This is a messenger RNA of Drosophila gunungcola (fruit fly), 5794 nucleotides long. RefSeq names its product protein TANC2 (gene rols). NCBI's taxonomy places the organism in Eukaryota, Metazoa, Arthropoda, Insecta, Diptera, Drosophilidae. The coding region runs from base 2 to 5725 and encodes 1907 amino acids. Gene Ontology annotation, molecular function: protein binding. The record is from RefSeq and is a predicted model, not a curated record. The transcript is spliced from 7 exons.